ACCUCUUCCAAGAUAAUAAUAGGUCUUUUGCUUUUAUUUAUUGAAAAGUGUCACUUGUUACUGAUAUCAACGAAUUAAAUACUGAUGCAGGGUUCAAUUCUACGUUACGGCAGGGUAACAUUACACACCAUGAAUACAUUCAGGUAGGGAAAGGGAGAGAUGUUGGGCUGAACCAAAUUGCCCUAUUUGAAGGCAAAGUAGCUGGUGGAAAUGGAGAACAAGUCUUAAGCAGGGACAUAUACCGGCUUGGACAACUUUUUGACUUUUUCAGAAUGCUAUCGUUCUACUUCACAACUGUUGGUUUUUAUGUGUGCACAAUGAUGACCGUUCUUACUGUUUACAUUUUUCUAUAUGGAAGAGCUUAUUUGGCUUUCUCUGGUGUUGAUAGUGGUAUUAACAGGCUGGCUAAAUUGUCGGGUAACACAGCACUGGAUGCAGUUUUAAAUACUCAAUUCUUGUUCCAGAUAGGAAUUUUCACUGCCGUCCCAAUGAUAAUGGGAUUUGUACUUGAAUUUGGAUUGUUGAAGGCUGUUUUCAGUUUUAUCACCAUGCAACUACAGUUGUGUUCUGUUUUCUUCACAUUCUCUUUAGGAACUAGAACUCAUUAUUUUGGGCGUACAAUACUCCAUGGAGGUGCAAAAUACAGAGCAACAGGUAGAGGCUUUGUGGUCCGUCACAUCAAGUUUGCUGAAAAUUACAGGCUUUAUUCACGAAGUCAUUUCGUGAAGGCGCUUGAAGUGGCAAUGCUUCUUAUAGUUUACAUAGCAUAUGGCUAUACGAAUGGAGGUGCAGUUUCUUUUGUUCUGCUUACUCUCAGCAGUUGGUUCCUUGUCAUGUCGUGGCUCUUUGCUCCGUAUAUAUUUAAUCCAUCAGGAUUUGAAUGGCAGAAGACUGUGGAGGACUUCAAUGAUUGGAUCAGUUGGCUUCUUUAUAAAGGUGGAGUUGGAGUAAAGGGAGAAAACAGUUGGGAAUCAUGGUGGGAUGAGGAACAGAUGCAUAUCCAAACAUUGAGAGGUCGGAUAUUGGAAACCAUUUUAAGCUUGAGAUUUUUCUUCUUCCAGUAUGGCAUUGUCUACAAGCUCCAUCUCACUGGAAAUAACACUUCACUGGCGAUUUAUGGUUUCUCGUGGGUUGUGCUCGUGGCGAUUGUCAUGAUAUUCAAGAUCUUCACCUUUAGCCCCCAAAAGUCAACCAACAUACAGUUGUUGAUGCGUUUUAUACAGGGAACUCUGUUUUUAACUCUUAUUGCUGCACUAUGCCUUGUUGUUGCCUUCACUAAUCUAUCAAUUCUAGAUAUUUUUGCCAGUGUCCUAGCAUAUAUUCCUACUGGCUGGGCUAUUCUAUCGCUGGCCAUCACAUGGAAGCAGAUAGUAAGGAGAUUGGGACUUUGGGAUUCAGUACGUGAGUUUGGCCGAUAUUAUGAUGCUGGGAUGGGUAUAAUUAUAUUUGUACCAGUGGCAGUGUUGUCAUGGUUCCCAUUUGUAUCUACCUUCCAGUCACGUCUUCUCUUUAACCAAGCAUUCAGCAGAGGGCUGGAGAUAUCCCUCAUCCUAGCCGGAAACAAAGCCAAUGUUCAGGCUUAAACAUAAAUGGUUUGUUUCUGAUAAAUACGAUGGCUUUCUUCUGCAAUCUACCUUGAGUUUAUUUCUUAAAUGAAGCAUGUGACCAGGACCUACAGAUGGCCAUCCUCCUUAUCGGUAUCAAGAUCAGGCUCGAUUAUCCACUCAACAGCUGCAGCUCGGUUGGUGUUUGUACUAUGUUCUGUAUAUCUGACCUGUGAAUUACAUAGCUGAAGCAUGUAGGGAAACUGGAGUGUGCACUAUGUACAGGGGAUUUUACUUAAAUGUUGUUGUACACUUGUAUUUAGGCAUUUUAUUUUUCAUCAUCUUUGGGAUUCUUUGUUUCUUCAUUUCCAUCUUCCUUCCUCAUGGGUUGCAUUUUUAUAUAAAACUCUCCGAUUCCAAUAGUGAUUUUUGACUCUAGACCAA
Molecule: messenger RNA, 1988 nt
Organism: Macadamia integrifolia
Lineage: Eukaryota; Viridiplantae; Streptophyta; Magnoliopsida; Proteales; Proteaceae
Product: callose synthase 10-like
Exons: 12
Coding region: 273-1583 (436 amino acids)
Biological process (GO): (1->3)-beta-D-glucan biosynthetic process
Cellular component (GO): plasma membrane; 1,3-beta-D-glucan synthase complex
Molecular function (GO): 1,3-beta-D-glucan synthase activity
Source: RefSeq, a predicted model, not a curated record